AUGCUGACUAGCACGGAUAUUGGCUACUUGCGUCGGUGUGUGGAGCUAGCCCGCGAAGCGCUUGAUGCCGGCGAUGACCCGUUUGGGUCAGUGCUUGUGGAUGCCACGGGCAAGAUCCUCAAAGAGGAUCGCAACCGAGACACGACUGAAGCAGACAUCACCCUGCACCCGGAACUCACGUUGGCUGUUUGGGCCCGAAAGCACAUGACACCCGCCGACCGCGCCGCUGCCACUGUCUACACUUCUGGCGAGCACUGUCCAAUGUGUGCAACUGCCCACGCGUAUGCGGGUUUGGGGCGGAUCGUCUAUGCUAGUUCGUCUGCUCAGCUUGUACAGUGGAAGACGCAGUUGGGUGUGAAAGCUGGACCAGUCGCUCCGCUCCCUAUCAAUCAGGUUGCGCCGGGUCUGAUCGUUGACGGCCCCGCUCCAGGUCUGGAUGAGGAGAUUUAUGAGCUACAUCGACUGAAGCAAGCUCGAUCUACAGUCGAGUCAUAA
Molecule: messenger RNA, 495 nt
Organism: Aspergillus lentulus
Lineage: Eukaryota; Fungi; Ascomycota; Eurotiomycetes; Eurotiales; Aspergillaceae
Product: nucleoside deaminase
Biological process (GO): tRNA wobble adenosine to inosine editing
Molecular function (GO): tRNA-specific adenosine deaminase activity
Source: RefSeq, a predicted model, not a curated record